AUGGAAUGUGUAGAUCCGAACUCGGACGAACAGGAGAUCAUCACUCGACUCCAAAAUCUUAGGACGAAGUCCGCGCGACGCAGAGUGUUCCGUCAACUCAUCCACCAUCUAGCUUCUGACGAAUGGCGUGACUUGAGGGAUCAUCUUAAUACACGAACCUUCCAGUGUGAUAUCCUAGGGUUGCUUCCCCUCGAGAUUGCUGUGCAAGUCGCCCAGUAUCUAGACCUAGCGGAAAUCCAUGUCUUGCAGAGAGUCUCCAGAACUUGGCACAAGCUACUGUCAUCUACCCCGGUUCGUAGCUCUGUAUACCGCCGGUAUUCAGGCCGCACACUCGAUUCUUUUCAUCAGACAUCUCAUCACAUCUACAACCAGUAUGCCAAGCAGAGGAUCAGACUGGAGCGAGGAGAGCCGUCUUCAGCCCUUCGUCGGCGCGAGCCCAGCCAUAUUAACCCAGCUUGUCUAGACUAUUCGAAUGGACGGUAUGCAUGGACUGGCGAAAUGACCACAGUCGUCGUGCAGGAUCUGCGUUCGAAUGCAAUGCAAAUGUUCUGCACGGAAAACAGAGAACGCAUCGGCCACGUUCGUCUUUCGGAGUUGAUUGUUGCGGCGGUCACUCUACGUGGAUACUGCCAUGUUUGGAAUCUCCGAACGGAGGAGUCAGCAUACUUUCGAUUGCCAUCCCGCCUAUUCCACCUCUUCGUUAUUCGCGGCACCAAGAUUGCCUUCGGCUUCAAGGAUCCCGCGGCUGGAAACACUGUUGUCAUGCAAUGGGACUUCAACUCGCGCGUUUCCCGCACGGUAGUUGUGGCAGAUCACUUAGUGUUUAUAGACUUACAUCCUACCCUGGAUUACUUGAUCUCCAUCCAUCUACAACGAAAUGACAACGUUGAUGGCCCAUGGGAUCUUGAAGGGGUCCCGUGCAAUGCCGCACAGUUGCAGGUCGUGAAGCAUUGCUUUUCGUUGGAAACUCCUCAAACGGCAUCCAAAAUCCUGACCCUGCCGAAGCUAGAAAACAGCGACUGGGUAGUUCGGCCAAAUGCCUGGCUCUCAGAACAAUUCAACGACAGAGCGGGAAUCCUAAUAGCUCGUCCCAAGGGUGGUGAAGAUCACCACCCGCACUAUAUUAUCGCCAUUACCCACUAUAUCGAGACCGAAGAGGUUUUCUUGCAUCGCUUGCCUCCGGAGCACACAUCGUCUUCCCAUUUACACGUUGCACCUAUCGACCGCAACCUCUUGUACUAUAUCAGGAUCGAGCGAGCCAUGCCCACCAUCUGGAUUUCGCAACCAGGCGCGCAAGUGCCUUACAGGCCGGCCAAGUCUAUGCCUUCUCCGUGGGCGGUAGAUCCUGGUCAACAUGAUGCCGACGAAUACGUGCUCAAGGGAGAUCAUGAUUGUGUUUUGUUGGUCAAUAGGGGUGGGGUGAGCGCUUGGUGUUUCGAUGAAGCCGCACAGCCCUUGUGUGCUAUUCCCUUCCAAAUCCCGGACAAUUGA
Aspergillus pseudoviridinutans is the source of this 1491-nucleotide messenger RNA. RefSeq names its product F-box domain protein. The record is from RefSeq and is a predicted model, not a curated record. Lineage: Eukaryota; Fungi; Ascomycota; Eurotiomycetes; Eurotiales; Aspergillaceae. Gene Ontology annotation, molecular function: protein binding. Bases 1 to 1491 code for a protein of 496 amino acids. The transcript is spliced from 4 exons.